Daucus carota subsp. sativus is the source of this 447-nucleotide messenger RNA. Its product is annotated as ethylene-responsive transcription factor 12. Gene Ontology annotation, biological process: regulation of DNA-templated transcription. The coding region runs from base 1 to 447 and encodes 148 amino acids. Gene Ontology annotation, molecular function: DNA-binding transcription factor activity; DNA binding. The transcript has a single exon. NCBI's taxonomy places the organism in Eukaryota, Viridiplantae, Streptophyta, Magnoliopsida, Apiales, Apiaceae. The record is from RefSeq and is a predicted model, not a curated record.
AUGGCGUCCACUAAAGAAGGUCACUAUAGAGGAGUGAGAAAGCGGCCAUGGGGCCGUUACGCCGCCGAGAUACGCGACCCGUGGAAGAAAACACGGGUGUGGCUCGGCACGUUCGACACGCCAGAGGAGGCUGCGUUAGCGUAUGACGGCGCAGCCAGGUCGCUGAGAGGGCCGAAAGCGAAGACCAAUUUUCCGGCGCCGGAAAAUGGGUUGGGUCUGGACCUGAACGCGCCGUCGGAUCAGCGGUGGGGAGGGAGCUCCGGGAGGAUAAUGAUGCGUGAUUUUCUGGGAGAGAGUAUGGGAGGGGGGAGUAGGAGCCACCGUGGGGUGGUGGGGAGUGGGGGAGCUCCGGUGCCGGAGAGUUCGAACACGGCGGCGUAUCUGGGGAUAGUGCGACGUGGGUUGGGGAUAGAUUUGAAUGAGCCACCUCCUCUUUGGCUUGCAUGA